AUCUGUAGAAUGAACUUAAGAUUUGCCAAGAUUUGUCUACUUUAUUUACAUCGAUUUACAGUUACAUUUUGCAUUCUAAAUUAAUUUACAUUAACUAUAUAAAAAUAAACCUUUUAGAACAACAACUUAUAAUCAAUUAAACUUAUUAGCAAAAAAAAACAAAUAAAAUCUCAUUCAUUAUUUUGUUAAAACAUUUAUAAUGGUGAGGUAUGGAGUCCAGAAUACCAACGAUAGAAUACAAAGAAGAGAGAGGAACCGAGUUAACAGAUCCUCGUCGAUUGUUGAUGAUGACGAGGAUAAUGAUGAAGUUGAUAACAUUCAGAGCAGAUAUCUUCACCCUAUAAAUGCAAGAAACACGAGUUCCAUUUCUGAUGAAUUUACUGAUGACGAUGAAAGGGAAAGAGAAAAUUCGUGCGACUCAUACGUAGAAGACUCCUUUCAGCAAUCCACUAUAGAUAAGAAAGAGACCAAAAAUUAUUCAAGUGUUGUUAUUGUAGCAGUCAUUUUUAGCAUUAUUGGAGUUAUAUAUAUGUUCUAUUUACACAAUAAUAGGCAAAACCAAAAUAUAUAUGAUGAAAGUAAAUUUUAUAGUGAUAUAGAUUAUUUAUGUAAAAAUUACAAAAUCAACUACAACUCUAUAAUGCAGAUUCAAUCAGUUAUUUCCACAACAUUUCGGAAAGAAGAUGCUGCAUCACUUAUAUUCACAUAUAACAGUGCUAAUUCUAAUUUUAAUCCAGCAAAUUUUAAUCAAUUUAUGAAUGAUCUUGCCUUCACUACAGCCAGAUAUCUUCGCAAUGACAAUAACAUUCACAACCAUGUUAUUGUGGAUAGCACUAAACUUGAUAUGAAAGUCCAUAGUGAACUCAUCGAAAGAUACAGAAAUGAUGUUACCAAAACCGGUGUUAUGUUAGUCACAGAUCUUGACGAAGUGCCAUCAUCUCUUGCAAUGGCCUUCCAUUAUUAUUGUGAUGAAUUUAAUCCUCUUGUCAAGAAAAGUGCUAUACUUUUCACUCUCAAUAUGGCAAAAUGUUCAGAUCCCAAAAUAACACAUGCAAGUGUUGAAAAAUGCUUGGCUAAGAAAUGGACAAUAAUUCCUAAAGACAAUAUCGUUCCCUUGUUGACUAGAAUAGUAAAUGUUGUUAUUGAUGUUACAAAUGUUAUCUAAACAGUGAAUUAAAAUGAUUCACUUAAUUUUCCUUAAUGUAAUAUUCAACAAAAUCUAAAUUUGAAAAAUAUCCAUAUGCUGAUAAUAAACUAGAGAAAUAUGAAAUCAAUUAAAUGCAAUAAAAUAGUAUUUAUCUGAUACUGGCUGUCGCCCGCGACAACGUACGCGCGGGAUUAGCAAAAAAAUUGGUAGCCGAUGUAUUCUUCCAGACCGUUUUCUACAUCUAUGACAAAUUUCAGCGAGAUUUGUGCAGCCAUUCUGCAGAUAACUUCCAACAAAACAUCCAUCCAUCUAAACAUUUGCAUUUAUUAAGAAGUAAUAACUUAAAACUUAAUAAAUUAAUUUGCAGAAAUUGUGAUAUCGCUCGUAACCAGUGUUCUUUAGACGGUCUGCAAUUAUUUGUCCUCCAUGUGUUUUUUAAUUUAUUAUAUUAGUUAAGUAAAAAAAUUUAAGAGUAAUAAUUGCAUGAUGGAUUUCACUUGGUUUUAUUGUUGAAAUAAGGUAGGUUUUAUAAUGAAGUUUUUUCUUUUGUGUAUUAAUUUCAUAUAGGUGAGGCUCAAAAAAAGCUAAAUUAACUUGUUACAUUUGCCCUGUAUUCUCUCUCUGUAGUUAAUUUCUAUCUUUACUUAUGAAUAAAAAAAAACUCGAAUGAGACUGAAUGAUUGUAAAUAAUGUAAUUAUUGCUUUAGCCUGGAGAGAAUUUCUCUGUGAUGACAAGUAGUCUAAAAAGUUUACCAUUAAAAAUGUUAAAUUGUAUAAAUUCUUUUUCAUCAUGAAAUAACCAACCUUAUUAGCACUACUUGUCUUAUUUAACAUAUUGUAUGUUUAGUUAAAAAGAUGAGUAUUUAAACUGUAUUUAAUUUUUAUACAUUUAUCAUAAAAUGAUACAAUUUCUUUGUAAUCAGCUAAAUUAAACAAUUUAAAUUGCACAAGUACUUUUUUAUUAUACCAUUUCUAAUUUUUAUAUCCAUUAUUAGCUGUCGUGUGUCUGUCAACUUCGUCCGUGCGCAGUUAAAAAAAACUUAAUAAAUAGCCUAUGUGUUCUUUCAGGCUUUAUUCUACAUCCAGAUCCUAGAGCCAGAUUUCAGCAAGAUCCAUGCAUCCGUUCUGGAGAUCCAACAAAUAAUCAUGCAUCUAAACAUUCAAAUUUAUAAUAUAAUAUAGAUAGAUGUCGCAAUAGGGAUGCAAUGUAAUUUAAUUUUUUUCAUCAACAUCACGUACAAAUAUGCUGAAUUUACAUUAGCAAUAAUAAGGUUUUAACUGUGUUAUUAUUAAAUUGAAUAAAACUAAAAAAAAGUAUGAUUUUUAAUAUGAAAAUUUUAGACAAUUUAAUUAAGCUAGAAAAUUAUCCCACAAGCAGCAAUGUAGUUAAAAAUUUCAAAUUAAAAAAUAAUGGUUCUAAAAAAAGUAAUAUUUCACUUCACUUCCAGGAAACUGUACCUUUGUAGUUUUCCACUGCAGUGAAAUUUGACACAUAUUGUUGUCUCUGUUUUUUCAAAGAGAAUGUGAGGGAUGAAAAUAUGUGUCAAUACAAGUGUCAUAGAAGUCAGCCCACAGAAUAUCAAGAGGCACAUAAUAUUUUUUU
Papilio xuthus (Asian swallowtail) is the source of this 2750-nucleotide messenger RNA. It is a transcript of the gene TORIP, whose product is annotated as Torsin interacting protein. Gene Ontology annotation, biological process: membrane organization. The record is from RefSeq and is a predicted model, not a curated record. The coding region runs from base 200 to 1165 and encodes 321 amino acids. The transcript is spliced from 6 exons. NCBI's taxonomy places the organism in Eukaryota, Metazoa, Arthropoda, Insecta, Lepidoptera, Papilionidae. Gene Ontology annotation, molecular function: ATPase activator activity. Gene Ontology annotation, cellular component: membrane.